AUGCUGUGGGAGUCUCUGGACACGCAACAGGCGCUGGCUGUCUUGGUAAUUGGAAUCACCACCGUACUGGUCUAUCACCUCUACCGUACAUACUCGCACCUGCAGCACAUCCCCGGUCCCUUCGUCGCAAAAUUCACCAACUUCUAUCGCUUCAUUCUAGCGCGCCGUGGUUUCCUCCACCUGUACCAAACUCUCGCUCACCGGCGAUAUGGUCCCGCCGUACGAUUCGGUCCCAACCUUGUAUGCAUUUGUGACCCGGAGGCCAUCCAGACAAUCUUCAACCUGCGGGGCGGAUUCCCCAAGAGCAAGAUGUACCGCGCUUUCCGGCCGUGGACCACAGACGGCCUACUCCUCUCCGUCUUCACCGCGGAGGACGACGCGGCGAAUCGACAGAUGAAGCAACAUAUCUCGGUGUACUAUUCGCUCUCGUAUACUGUAUCCUCUUUCGAGCAAAGAAUGGAUAGUGCCACGCAAAUGUUUUUUGACCAGCUUGAUCGCCGGUUUGUGCCCACGGGCGCACAUUUUGACCUAACAAGUUGGUCUAAAUUCAUGUCCUACGAUACCAUGGGCUUGAUGACAUUCUCCCGCCCAUAUGGGUACGUGCAGCAUGAGAGAGAUUUACACGGUAUCAUGGAAGACGUCAAGAGAGCAAAUCUGAAUAUCGGACCAAUGACGCAGAUACCAUGGUUCGAUUGGCUCUUGCAUAAGAAUCGACUAGCAAAUCUCAUCAAACGCGAAUCCAUCGCCCCUUUGCUGGACUACGUUCUGGCGCGUAUCGCAGAGCGUCGGAACGCGCGUCGGAACAGUCAUAACACGCUCUCCAAUGCAAACGCGGACGGACCAUGUGCUGACGGUGACUUCCUCGGGUAUUAUCUACAGGCCCAGGAGAAAAAGGAAAAUGUACCGCUUCGAUUUGUGUCAACGUGGACCUUUGCCAAUAUACUGGGAGGGGCCGACUCCACGGCUUCCAUGCUUAGAUCUGUGGUCUGUUUCCUCGUGGAAAAUCCUGACGCACUGGAAACAGUACGAACCGAGCUGCGGAAUAAGCAAGGCACUACCACAGGGCUCACUCUUCCUAUUCCUCAAUGGCAACAACUGCAGAACCUCCCCUUCCUUGACGCUUGUAUUAAAGAGUCACUUCGGCUUGAUCCUCCAUUCGCUAUGCCUCUCGAACGAGUGGUUCCUGCUGAAGGAGCGACAAUUUGCGGUCACUUUUACCCUGGGGGUACCGUCGUAGGCAUGAGUCCGUAUAUUACUAACCGCUAUCGGCCGACAUGGGGGGAUGAUGCGGAAGUGUGGCGUCCCCAGCGAUGGUUGGAAGGCGAACCGUCACGUAUUAGAAAACUGGAAGCUAGUUUGCUGAGUUUUGGGGCCGGGACACGAGGUUGCCUGGGCCAGAACGUCGCCAUGUUUGAAAUCAAGAAGUUUGUUACUGCCCUGUUCAUGAACUAUGAUGUCGAUCUUGUCGAGCCUCGAGCGAAGUCCAAUCCAUACUAUUGGGUCAUAUAUCCGGAAAGCGUGCAGGCGACGGUCAGGAAACACAACUUCAACCAGUAG
Aspergillus lentulus is the source of this 1557-nucleotide messenger RNA. RefSeq names its product cytochrome P450. Gene Ontology annotation, molecular function: oxidoreductase activity, acting on paired donors, with incorporation or reduction of molecular oxygen; monooxygenase activity; iron ion binding. The record is from RefSeq and is a predicted model, not a curated record. Lineage: Eukaryota; Fungi; Ascomycota; Eurotiomycetes; Eurotiales; Aspergillaceae.